Messenger RNA from Penicillium salamii, 1380 nucleotides. Lineage: Eukaryota; Fungi; Ascomycota; Eurotiomycetes; Eurotiales; Aspergillaceae. The record is from the annotation of a GenBank genome assembly.
AUGACUGCCAACGGAUCUACCAACGGAUCCACCAACGGGUCCUUCUCCCACUACCAUGCUGCCUCUUCAGUAGAGGCCAUUGACUCGGAGAAGCAGUAUGCCGCUCACAACUACCACCCUCUACCAAUUGUCUUUGCCCGAGCCCAGGGUACCACGGUAUGGGAUCCCGAAGGCCGGGAAUAUCUCGACUUCCUGUCUGCGUACUCCGCAGUGAACCAAGGCCACUGCCACCCCAAAUUGGUGGCUGCUCUCGUGGAUCAGGCAUCACGUCUGACCUUGAGCUCGCGCGCAUUCUACAAUGACGUCUUCCCUCGCUUUGCCCAGUUUGUUACCAGCUACUUUGGCUUCGACAUGGUCUUGCCCAUGAACACUGGCGCUGAAGCCGUGGAGACGGGAAUCAAAAUUGCCCGCAAAUGGGGCUACAAGGUCAAGGGCAUUCCGGAAAACAAAGCAUUGGUCCUGAGUGCUGAGAACAACUUCCACGGUCGCACGUUCGCCGCCAUUUCCCUAUCGUCUGACCCGGAGUCGCGCGAACACUACGGUCCUUAUCUGCCCGGUAUCGGAUGCACCAUUCCAGGAACUACCAAGCCCAUUGCAUACAAUGAUAAGGCUGCCCUGCGCGAGGCCUUUGAGGCCGCCGGCCCUAACCUCGCUGCUUUCCUCGUCGAGCCCAUCCAGGGUGAGGCUGGCAUCGUUGUGCCCGACCCAGAGUACCUGCAGGAGGCUCGCGCACUCUGCGAUAAGCACAAGGUGCUCCUGAUUUGCGAUGAGAUUCAGACUGGUAUUGCUCGCACGGGCAAGCUGCUCUGCCACGAGUGGAGCGGGAUCAAGCCCGAUCUAGUCUUGCUCGGCAAGGCUAUCUCAGGUGGUAUGUACCCUGUCUCUUGUGUGCUGGGCAGCAAGGACGUCAUGCUCACGAUCGAACCCGGUACCCACGGUUCGACCUACGGUGGUAACCCACUUGGAUGCGCGGUUGCCAUUCGCGCGCUCGAGAUAGUCCGUGAUGAGCAGAUGGUUGAGCGCGCUGAGAAGCUCGGCCACGUGUUCCGGGAGGGUCUGGCGGCCAUCCAAAGCCCUCUUAUCGAAACUGUGCGCGGAAAGGGUUUGCUCAACGCUAUUGUCAUUGAUGAAUCCAAGACCAAUGGUCACUCUGCUUGGGAUCUCUGCAUGUUGAUGAAGGAGAAGGGUUUGCUGGCCAAGCCCACCCACCAGAACAUCAUUCGUCUUGCACCCCCUCUGGUGAUCACUGAGGCCGAGAUCCAGAAGUCUCUUGAGAUCAUCAAGUCUGCUGUGGACGAGCUUCCUAAUCUCAAGGGUGCUGCUGAGAACCACGUCAUCCCCCCUCCCGAGAAGAAGGUCAAGAUUGGGGUCGAGAACUAA